AAUAAAAAUAUUGCGGAUAAAUCAAGAGAGUUUCUAUGAACCACCAAAUUAUAUUAUACUUUCGAAACAAAGCGAAAGAAACAUCCACAUAACAGAGAACAAGAGACUAGGAAAGAAAGAUGGACAAUAAGAGGCAUUUUGUGUUGGUUCAUGGAGCUUGCCAUGGAGCAUGGUGUUGGUACAAGGUUGUUGCUCUAUUGAAAUCUUCUGGACAUAAAGUCACAGCAUUAGACAUGGCUGCUUCUGGUAUUCAUCCAAAACAAGUGCAUGAACUGGAUUCCAUUGAAGAUUAUUAUGAACCGUUGGUUGAAUUUGUAAGAUCAUUGCCAGAAGAGGAGAGGGUAAUCCUUGUGGGUCAUAGCUUUGGUGGGAUUUGUAUAUCUAUGGCUAUGGAAUUAUUCCCAAAGAAAAUUGCGGCUGCUGUAUUUGUUACAGCUAUCAUGCCUUCUCCAGAUCUAUGCUUCACGACUCUCCGCCAAGAGUUUCAUCAAAGAUUGGAUUCCAAUUUGGACAUAAAGGUUAUAUUUGACGAUAGCUCAAACAAUAAAACAAAUGGAACAGUCAUAAAUGGGCCUCAAUUGUUAGCAUCCAAGAUGUAUCAACUAUCUCCACCUGAGGACUUGUCCCUUGCAAUGUUAUUACUAAGGCCUAAUCGGAGUUAUGGUGAUCAAGAAUUAUUACGAGAGAAAACAAGUGUCACAAAAGAUAAUUACGGAAGUGUUGCUAAAGUCUACGUUGUGUGCCAACAAGACAAAUUGUUAAAGCUUGAUUUUCAAUUGUCAAUGAUUCAAAGAAAUCCUACAAACGAUGUCAAAGUGAUUCCUGAAACUGAUCACAUGGUCAUGUUCUCUAAACCCCAAGAGCUUUUUGCAUGCCUUCAAGAAAUUGCUGACACAUAUUAUUAGCAAUUUAACAAACUAUUAGUAACUGUGAAGGGACAUCUGAUUAUAGAGGUAUUUUAAAACCCUGAAAUUUUGAUCUAGACCAAAAAUAAUUUUAUGUCAAUUUAGUUUUUUUAAAUAUAUCUUUUCUAUGUAUGAAAACCCAUUAACAUAUACAUGGGCUAUUCAUCUAUCCAUCUAUUCUAUGCAUUCAUUAA
Messenger RNA from Lathyrus oleraceus (garden pea), 1099 nucleotides. RefSeq names its product methyl jasmonate esterase 1. The transcript has 4 exons. NCBI's taxonomy places the organism in Eukaryota, Viridiplantae, Streptophyta, Magnoliopsida, Fabales, Fabaceae. The record is from RefSeq and is a predicted model, not a curated record. Gene Ontology annotation, molecular function: methyl salicylate esterase activity; methyl jasmonate esterase activity; methyl indole-3-acetate esterase activity. The coding region runs from base 120 to 905 and encodes 261 amino acids. Gene Ontology annotation, biological process: jasmonic acid metabolic process; salicylic acid metabolic process.